GUUUUCCACGGAACCCAGAUGUUAAAGUGAUGUACCGACGAGUUGCCAUAAUUUACAACCACUUAUUAUCUUAGAGAACCAGACUACCUUUCUACGACAGACGGUCUACUGACAACCAAUACUAUAACUUCGCACACGACUCCUCUUUUUAUGUUACGUAUCCCAUGCAACGUCUCUUUUCAAGCAACGCAGACGGGGUUGUCAUGGUGCCGUAAAAACCGCGAUAUGCUCCUUGUCCGUUAAGUUUCGAAUCAUGGCUGCGAGUCAGUACGAUGGGUGCCUUGUCGGGUACCCUGUGGCUAACUCGGCCGGCCUGGCAAGAGACUGUUCCAAGAUGGCGGAAGCUCGACUAGCAUCACGUACCGAUUCUAGAGUCUGCGUCGAUCUUUUCAGAGAGAGCUAGUGCAAUGAGCUCUCAAGUAAAGACAAGGCUAUUUAUUGGUGGUCUGUACCAUGAGAUCAAAGAGAGGGAUAUCAGUGAAAGGUUGAAGAAUUUUGGUUCAGUUUCUUCUGUGGAGAUUCAUAGGAAAGAUGGUUUGCCAGGUGAGAAGAAUAUACAACAGCUGUCACCAACAGGCUUCCCUGGCAAAACAUUUGCAUAUGUUGACAUAUCUGCUCCAGAAGCUUCUAUCAGAAAAUGUAUAUCAGUUUUAACAAAUACAAACUGGAAAGGAAGUCAAAUAAAGGUGCAGCAAGCCAAAGAAAGUUUCCUAUCUCGACUUGAAAAAGAAAGAAAGGCAGCCACAUCUUCGAAGACCACAUCAAAGUCGCUAACUUCCCCCGCCUUGUCCGAGGAGCUCGUUGAGCCCAUCAAACACGCAGUUCCUGGUUCCCAGGUUCCCGGAAAGAAGGACUGGGUUGUUGGCAAGUUCGGGAGAGCUUUGCCAAUUCUGCGCAUGCGUCAAAGAGGGAGUGCAAAAAUCGCCAGAUUUGAUCCCAGCAAAACUGUUCAUAAUUUGAAGAAAUUCCGCGAAGAAGUGACGGAGGAGGCAUCUUGUGAGCAGCUAACGUGGGAUUUACGGGACGAGAACCAAGCGUCUUCCAAGGAAGUGAGAACUUCUCGUAAAUCCGCCAAUAAUUCAUCACAGAAGAAAAUGGACAGGUCUGGGUCUGGGGAUUCCCUUGAACCGUUUCCAACGAAAAACGGCCAUGCGUCCCCGAGAGAACAGGUCAAAGUCGGGAAUGCUAUGCUGAGGUGUGGGAAGGAGAAGAGUCAAUCAAGAGAUUUAGGUUUGCAAGAUAAUUUACUCAAUAGAUCAUCCGCUCUAGAUGAAGCUAAACACAGAGACAAAGAUGCUGUUAGAAGGAAAAAACGGGUAAGCGAUGUUUCUGAUCCAAAAAGCAAAGGAGCAAAUGUGAAACCUAGAAAAUCAAGUUUGAACAAGAUGGAGAAUCGUACAAAAACGGAAGAGUUUACCGAACCAAAGGCUAGGUCAAAAAAGAAAAAUCAGACCAAACAAAAAUUAGGGUUCAAUGAUGAAAGUUCUCCGGCUAAAAGAUCCAUGGUCGGUGAAAGUAAGGAGGAUUGUAGUGAUGGCGAAAGUAAAGACCAUUACAGUGAUGGUGAAAGUGAGCAGGAUUCCAGUGAUGGUGAAAGUGAGGAGGUAUCCAGUGAUAAUGAAUCAAGCUCUGACUUGUUGAUGAGUUUCUUGACAAAAAGUGCCGACAAAAGUUCAGUAGACUUUAAUUCGGAUAUAGGAAUAGAUGAGUCUGAUGAUAGAUCAUCUCCAGGGCAGAUCUCUGAUUCGGAUUCGCCGUGUAAACGGACUAAGAGUAGUUCACAAAAUUUGAAGGGAACGAAAUCUAUUGAAAAGAAGUGUGACUCCCAUGAUAGCCGGAAAAAAGGGGUGUCGUAUUUAGGGGCUAGUGGUGGGCGUGGGGGGCUGGGCAAAUUCGAGGAUGAAGUCGCAAUGACUAAAGGUAAAGUCAAGCGCCAAGAUAAGGGAAACAAGGAAAUUACAGAUUGUGCCGACGUAAAAUAUGGUUUCACGGCGAAAGGGCAAGUUGCCAAAGACCUCAAAUUAGGGAAAAGAAGACGCGAGAGGCGUGGGGAGGAAAGCAUGGAUGAAGAUAGCUGUGAGGAAACCGACACAAACGAAACACGGGAGAGCACAAAGAAAAUGAAGGAGUCAAUGACUGCUUCUCCGGACGGACUACCGGACAGUCCCAAGGAAAAAAUGUGUGAUGGAAGAAAUAAUAGAAAAAAGAAGGAAUCUCUCAAAGAAUCAGGGAGUGACGAUGCGGGGAAAGGUAAAGAAAAAGUGAAUCAUGAAAAGUCUUCGAAUGGGAAUCUUAACGAUAAGGAAACAACGAUAAGAGAAAAUAAGGAAGACGCGAAUUUUUUAGACGUUGUAACAGAUAAAUAUACGGCAAAAAGUACAAUGAAGAAAGGUGUGAAAAGUGACAAGAAUGUCGAGAAAGAUCCACCUAUCGAGGAACAAAAAUACAUAAAGGCUCAUUCAAUUGGGGAUAACACUGGCACGACGAAGAAGUCAAACGGACAUGGCGCGGCUGAAUCACCGCUGGGCUGCUCGAAACACCUUGAUUCUAAUGCAAGGCGCCUAAGUGCGAUAAAAGAGCGAGAGAAGGCAGCAGCCUCGCAAAAGCAGCUGAUCGCGUCAGCCCUUACUGCGGUGGACGGCGGCAAGGCGAGUGAUGACGGCCGUCGUAUAGUCUUCGACUCCGAUGAUGAAGCUGACAAUCGCACAAGGCAGAAAAAGUCGCCAUCAGAGUCUAAAAUCUCAGGCAAAGAAGCCCGCGAUUGGCUUGGAUUUGACAGCGGAAGUAGUAGCGCAGAGAGUGAUGCCACUUCCGGUGAUGACGAUGACGUCGGCUUCGCUCCCAAACCUCAGUUUGAGGGAAAGAGCGGGGAGAAGCUCUUCAAGCUCCAGGCUUCGUUCAAAGGAGACCGCCGGUUCCAGCUGGACAAGAGGUUUAUCGACAGCGACGGGGAAGAUCAAGAAGAGGAGAAGAUUGACGUGAUUGAUAGCUCGUCACGUUGCCUUGACAACACGGAUGAUGACGUAACCAUGCAGCUUGCCAGAGAAAAGGACAUGUCAAUGGCAGUGCUACAAAAAAUGCUAGGAGGGAGUCUGGUAGCCAGUCUACACCAGAACACCGCUCACAUCGAGGUUUUCAGGGAUUCAACAAAGAUGCGUUAUGACCCAAGUCGCGAAGAUCAUGAAGACUACGAGCAAAUAGUAAACAAGACCCCAAAACAAACUAGCAAGGAACCAGAGCCAGAAGUGAGCCCGAAAUCUGAAUCAGCGGAGGCUUUAAAAGUGACAAGCGCGCCUGAAGUAACGAAAGAUACUUUUUACGACGUCAAUACUACAUCACUGGCGGAGAUGUUCGGCUCGAAGAAAGAAGAGUCCAGUGCAUCCUUCUUAUUUCUCGGUAACACCACGGGCAGCGAUGAAGAGUCUCCUGCCAAGGACAUCGGCGAGAUGGAGGUACUACACAAAGUAGGCUGGCACCAAGAGAAACUUCCAUACGACAGCAGCAGCGACGACGAGGAGGAGGAGAAGGAAGAGGAGAAAGACUUGAAGCAAGAGACUGCUGAUGGCGAACUUUUCUUCUUCCAGCAGAACGACCCUCGACUUGGUGACGAAACUACAUUUACCCGUCAUGCAUCUCUGGAGGAGAUCACCAAUCGUUGGGUGCGCAUGCGCAGAGACCUAACACAAGACUACAAGAAAAAGCACAAGGACGCGGUGCGGAGAAAAACAAAGAUGGAGUCGAAACGUGCGCAGCAGAAAUAGCAUAAAACAAGACCGACUCGAAACGUGCGCAGCAGAGAUAGCACAAAACAAGACCGAGUCGAAACGGAGAAAUAACACAAAACAAGAUCGAGUCGAAACGUGCGCAGCAGAAAUAGCACAAAACAAGGCCGAGACGAAACGAAGAAAUAACACAAAACAAGACCGAAUCGAAACGUGCGCAGCAGAAAUAGCACAAAGCAAGACCGAUUCGAAACGAAGAAAAAACACAAAACAAGAUCGAGUCGAAACGUGCGCAGCAGAAAUAGCACAAAACAAGGCCGAGACGAAACGAAGAAAUAACACAAAACAAGACCGAAUCGAAACGGAGAAAUAACACAAAACAAGAUCGAGUCGAAACGUGCGCAGCAGAAAUAGCACAAAACAAGGCCGAGACGAAACGAAGAAAUAACACAAAACAAGACCGAAUAGAAACGUGCGCAGCAGAAAUAGCACAAAGCAAGACCGAUUCGAAACGAAGAAAAAACACAAAACAAGACCGAACCGAAAUGUGCGCAGCAGAAAUAGCACAAAACAAGACCUAGUCGAAACGUGUAUAGCAGAAAUAACUAAAAAAAACAACAAAAGACGUGUCGUAGAAGAAAUGGCUUCGUCCUCUCAUCACAAAUGCAUCUGUAUCAUAUGAUCAUAUGUAGAUCAUGUUGAUAUGUAUAUAUAUUAUUCAAUCAAAAACAUAUUUUUUAUGAUAGCACAUAACGCAUUGUACAUGAAUAAAAGCUCAAUUUUAGUUCGUU
Molecule: messenger RNA, 4513 nt
Organism: Nematostella vectensis (starlet sea anemone)
Lineage: Eukaryota; Metazoa; Cnidaria; Anthozoa; Actiniaria; Edwardsiidae
Product: nucleolar protein 8
Exons: 11
Coding region: 408-3761 (1117 amino acids)
Molecular function (GO): RNA binding
Source: RefSeq, a predicted model, not a curated record